Lodderomyces margitis is the source of this 5781-nucleotide messenger RNA. Its product is annotated as putative RNA helicase. The record is from RefSeq and is a predicted model, not a curated record. NCBI's taxonomy places the organism in Eukaryota, Fungi, Ascomycota, Pichiomycetes, Serinales, Debaryomycetaceae. The transcript has a single exon. Gene Ontology annotation, molecular function: ATP hydrolysis activity; ATP binding; nucleic acid binding. The coding region runs from base 1 to 5781 and encodes 1926 amino acids.
AUGUCUGGGUAUACUGUAUCUUCUACUAAAUCAUACAUGCAGGCCAUGCAACCCAUGGUCGAUACACUUGAAGAGCUAAUGCGAGCCCAGCAACCACAAAAGGUGCCAGUGAUGGACAAUGAGUAUGCCAAAUACACACCAGUUGAAACACUUCUAUCACGGUUUGAUGGUAUUUCGACCAAGUCUUUUAAACGUAUGAUAGAGGGCUCGCUGUCGCAUGACACCCAGAUCUUAAAACAAAUUCAGGAUGAGUGUGGAAGUAUCAGCCUCGAUCGUGGCCAAGAAGAACAAGAAACGUUUACUCUAGUUCAGUCUAUGGUUGCAGAUUCAAAGAGUGAUGAACAGCUUCAGUCUUCCCUUUUUGAUAUUCUAGGGUUUGAUGAAUUCAAUUUAAUUUCGAAAAUUGUCCAGAACAAGCAAGUGUUUAAUGAAGCUUGUAAUAAUGGAUUGCUCUCUGCACAGGAUAGAGUUCAGUUGUUGAUAGACAAUCAAAAGCGUAAUGCCAACCAACAGUUGCUACCAAAGUCUGAAUUUCAAAAAUACCCCCAUGUAUAUAAAAAGCAGGACACUGUAAAUAUAGCUGCCAUCACUGGGGGAAAAUUUGCCCUACCUAAAGGUACAACUCGGAAUUCGUAUCCAUUAAAUGAAGAAUUGAUAAUACCAUAUCCUGAAGAGCUGCCGAACAAGUGGAUUUCGAAAAACCAGCAUGUCAAAGUUAAAGAUAUGGACUUUUUAUGUCAGGGUACUUUUAAAAACUAUCAGUCGCUAAACAAGGUGCAGAGUUUGGUCUUCCCUGUUGCUUACAAUAGCAACGAAAACAUGCUUGUUUGUGCCCCCACGGGUGCCGGUAAAACAGAUGUGGCUUUGUUGACAAUUUUACAUGCAAUUGGACAAUUCGUUACCGAGACUGUAGGCAACGACAAUGAUGUUACCAUCGAUAUUGAUUAUGAUGAGUUCAAAAUUGUCUAUGUUGCUCCAUUAAAAGCGUUGGCCGCUGAAAUUGUUGAAAAGUAUUCUAAAAAACUUCAGUGGCUAGGUAUAAAAGUGCGAGAGUUAACUGGUGACAUGCAGUUGACUAGGCAGGAGAUAAUUGCCACGCAGAUUAUUGUCACUACACCAGAAAAAUGGGAUGUGGUCACAAGAAAGCUGACGGGUGAUAGUGAACUUGUCUCGAAAGUGAAGCUACUCAUCAUUGAUGAAGUUCAUCUUUUACAUGAAGACCGUGGGUCGGUUAUAGAGACGUUAGUCGCUCGUACUUUGAGGCAGGUUGAGAGCACUCAACUGAUGAUCAGGGUUGUUGGACUAUCGGCCACUUUGCCCAAUUAUAUGGAUGUGGCUGACUUUCUUGGGGUAAACAGAAGUGUGGGGAUGUUUUACUUUGACCAGUCAUUCAGGCCAAUCCCGUUGCAGCAACAGGUGUUGGGUGUACGUGGUAAAUCGGGAUCAAAAACUGCAAGAGAAAACUUGGAUAAAGUCUCGUAUGAAAAACUUUCAGACUAUGUCAGUCAGGGUUUACAGGUUAUGGUGUUUGUACAUUCGCGUAAGGAAACAGUAAAUACUGCCAGGACAUUCAUACUGAUGGCACAAGAUCACAAUGAAUUGGGCUUGUUUGACUGUACAGAAACCGAGCAUUAUGAAAAAUACAAAAGAGAAGCAUCUCAGAAGAAUAGAAGUAAAGAAUUGCGAGAAUUAUUUCCUCAUGGAUUUGGAACUCACAAUGCCGGUAUGCUUCGAAGUGAUCGUAAUUUGACAGAAAAAAUGUUUGAGAGUGGAGCAAUAAAAGUGUUGUGCUGUACUUCAACAUUGGCCUGGGGUGUCAAUUUGCCAGCAGCUGUUGUCAUCAUCAAGGGAACCCAGGUUUACAACCCAAAAGAAGGUGGGUUCACAGACUUGGGCAUAUCGGAUGUCAUUCAAAUCUUUGGACGUGCUGGUAGACCACAGUACGAAAACUUCGGAACGGGUAUUUUGUGUACCACUAGUGACAAACUUGAUCAUUACGUAGCCUUGUUGACCCAGCAACAUCCUAUUGAAUCAAAAUUGAAGGAAAAAUUGAUUGAUAAUUUGAAUGCCGAGAUAUCUUUGGGUACAGUGACCAAUGUUGAUGAAGGUGUACAAUGGCUAGGAUACACCUAUAUGAUAACGAGAAUGAAAAAGAACCCAUUCGCGUAUGGAAUGGCUUGGCAAGAAAUACAGGAAGACCCUCUUUUGAUAAACAGGAGAAGAGAGUUGAUUGUAUCAUGUGCCAAACGGCUUCACGGAUUGCAAAUGAUUGUGUAUGAUGAUGAAACUGGGUCGUUUAUGCCAAAAGAUUUGGGAAGGAUAGCGUCAGAUUUUUACUUGCUCAGUAAUUCGGUGGAAAUAUUCAAUCAAAUGGUAAACCCAUUGGCAACAGAAGCUGACAUAUUGUCGAUGAUAAGUAUGAGUAGUGAGUUUGAUAGUAUCAAGUUUAGAGAGGAAGAGGCAAAAGAAUUGAAACAGUUGAUGGAGGAUGACUCCCCGUGCCAGAUUGGUGCAAACGUUGAUACACCCCAAGGUAAGACAAACAUUUUACUCCAAGCUUUCAUCUCGCAAGCCAAUAUAAGGGAGUCGGCAUUGAUAUCCGAUUCUAACUACGUUGCUCAAAAUUCUGCCAGGAUUUGUCGGGCCUUGUUUUUGAUUGCAAUGAACAGAAGGUGGAGCAAAUUGAUGAAUUUGAUGUUAUCCUUGUGUAAAUCCAUUGACAGGCGUAUAUGGUCGUUUGAACAUCCCAUGAUGCAAUUUGACUUACCUGAGCCAGUUUUGAGAAAUAUUCGUUCCAAAAAUCCCUCCAUGGAAAUGCUUAGAGAUAUGGAAGCUGCCGAAUUGGGAGACAUGGUCCACAAUAAGCUGAUGGGCAACGUGUUGUACAAGCUUGUUGGUAAAUUCCCUUACAUAGAGAUUGAUUCGGAAAUCUUUCCGAUCACGACCAACGUGAUGAGGAUUCAUAUAGCACUCCAACCAGAUUUCAUGUGGGAUGAUAGACUUCAUGGACAAGCACAGUAUUUUUGGCUAGGUGUUGAAGAGUCUGACAGCACCAAUGUAUUGCAUGUGGAAAAAUUCAUCUUGCAUAAACGACAGUUGAACAGUCCUCAUGAUAUGGAUUUUAUGAUUCCAUUAUCGGAUCCGCUUCCUCCACAAGUUAUUGUAAGAGUCGUUUCCGACUCAUGGAUUGGCUCUGAAACAAUACAUCCAGUCUCGUUUCAGCAUUUGAUUAGGCCUCAAAAUGAGACAAUGAAAACGGAGCUUUUGCGAUUACAGCCAUUGCCUGUCACGGCAUUGAAGAACCUGGAGAUCGAGAAAAUAUACUCAUCUAAGUUCAAGUAUUUUAAUCCAAUGCAAACAAUGGUAUUCCAUACCUUGUAUAAUACAAAUGAAAGUGCGUUUGUCGGAUCUCCUACUGGAUCGGGAAAGACUUUGGUGGCAGAGUUGGCUAUUUGGCAUGCAUUCAAUGAAUUCCCUUCGUCAAAAGUGGUUUACAUUGCUCCUAUGAAAGCAUUGGUUCGUGAGAGAGUAGACGAUUGGAGAAAGAGAAUUUGCAGAAAUAGCAGUCACAAGUUGGUUGAGUUGACAGGUGACUCGUUGCCUAGUGUUGAAGAGGUUAAAGAAGCAGACAUUAUCAUCACCACUCCCGAAAAAUUCGAUGGUAUAUCUCGUAACUGGCAAACAAGAAAAUUUGUUCAAAAGGUGUCGCUAGUGAUUAUGGAUGAGAUUCAUUUAUUGGCAAGUGAUCGUGGUCCCAUUUUGGAAAUGAUUGUUAGUCGUGUCAAUUAUAUCUCCUCCCAAACUAAGCAACCAAUUAGACUUCUCGGUAUGUCAACUGCAGUUUCAAAUGCAUUUGACAUGGCUGGGUGGUUGGGGGUUCGGAAUGGCCUUUUUAACUUCCCCCAGUCUGUGCGUCCUGUGCCUUUGCAAAUGUAUAUCGAUGGGUUCCCCGAUAAUUUGGCCUUUUGUCCCUUGAUGAAAACAAUGAACAAGCCGGCAUUCUUAGCUAUCAAGCAACACUCGCCUGAAAAACCUGUAUUAAUCUUUGUUGCAUCUCGUCGUCAAACACGGUUGACUGCAUUGGACUUGAUACAUUUGUGUGGAAUGGAAUCUAAUCCAAGACGGUUUUUAAACAUGUCCGACUAUGAGCUAGAAGAUGUGUUGGAAAAAGUCAAGGAUGAAACGUUGAAACUCUCGUUGCAAUUUGGAAUGGGAUUGCAUCAUGCUGGUUUAGUUGAAUCUGAUCGUCAAAUUUCCCACAAGUUAUUUGAAUCAGGAAAGAUUCAAAUUUUGAUUGCUACGUCUACUUUAGCAUGGGGUGUUAAUUUACCGGCUCAUCUUGUUAUUGUCAAGGGAACGCAGUUUUUUGAUGCAAAAAUAGAAGGCUAUAGGGAUAUGGACUUGACAGACAUUCUUCAAAUGAUGGGGCGUGCGGGAAGACCUGCUUUUGAUACCAGUGGAACUGCCAUUGUGUACACUAAGGAGUCUAAAAAGAUAUUCUACAAGCAUUUUUUAAAUUUGGGAUUUCCGGUGGAAUCUUCAUUGCACAAAGUUUUGGAUAAUCAUAUUGGUGCUGAAAUUUCGGCAGGUACAAUAAAGACGAGACAAGAAGCAAUGGACUUUUUAACGUGGACGUUUCUUUACAGAAGAGCUCAUAACAACCCUACGUAUUAUGGAAUUGAGGACGUUUCACAAUAUGGUAUUUCGCAGUAUUUGGCUGGUUUAAUUGAUAAAAGUAUUGACAGUUUGGUGGAGUCCAAAUGUGUAUAUACCGGAGGAACUGAAGAUUUGCAUCCAACUCCGUUUUUGCACAUCUCGUCGUACUACUAUCUUUCACAUUUAACAUUGCGUAAUUUUGUCAACAAGAUUAAGCCAGAGUUUAGCUUUAGAGAUGCCUUAAAGUUGUUAUCUGAGGCAACUGAAUAUGAUGAGUUGGCAACACGUCAUGGAGAAGAAUUGAUUAAUAUGGAAUUGUCACUUGCCAUGAGAUACCCCGCCGAGGAUCUUGAACGUGAAUUCAUUUGGGAUCCUCAUGUUAAGGCAUACUUGUUGUUGCAAGCAUUCAUGAGUAGGGAUGAGUUGCCGAUUGCCGAUUAUAGUCAGGAUACUGUCUCCAUCUUGGACCAGGCAUUGCGUAUUUUACAAGCGUAUAUUGAUGCAGCCGCUGAAAUGGGGUUUUUAAAAGCUGUGUUGACAUUUGUUGAAUUGAUGCAAUGUAUUAAGCAAAGGUGUUGGUAUGAUGAUGAUCCAGUGAGUACAUUGCCUGGUUUGAAGGUGAUCCCAAGAACCUCCAGUAAUGACACUAUUACUUUGCAGGGCUUAGGUUUAAUGAACAGAGGCCAAUUGUUCAAAAUAGCUGACAAGCUUGGCGUUUCCAGGGACAACACAGAUGCAAGAACACCAGCCAAUACCGAUGAAGAGGCCAGAAAGCAGUUUGUAAACGUGGCAUCGCAUUUGCCUACGGGAGAGCUCCGUUUUAACCAAGUUGAACCAGAAGUUGCUCGUGUAACGUUGACUCAUAACAACUAUCCGCUUAGUGAAGAAUUCAAGGUUUACUGUCCCCACUUCCCCAAACCACAAAGGGAAUCUUGGUUUGUCAUUAUUCAUGAUGGUAAAGAGUUGCUCUUGCUUAAGAGGGCUUCCCCCAGACUCAAAAUGAAAAGGGGACUUGUUUCUUGUGAAGUGGAUGUACCUGGAGACUUACAUGGCAAGAGCAUAACUAUUACCUGCGUCAAUGAUGCAAUGGAUAUCAAAUACGAUAUAGAGACCACCCUUUUAUAA